Molecule: messenger RNA, 792 nt
Organism: Hirsutella rhossiliensis
Lineage: Eukaryota; Fungi; Ascomycota; Sordariomycetes; Hypocreales; Ophiocordycipitaceae
Product: cyclophilin type peptidyl-prolyl cis-trans isomerase/CLD domain-containing protein
Exons: 4
Coding region: 1-792 (263 amino acids)
Biological process (GO): protein peptidyl-prolyl isomerization; protein folding
Cellular component (GO): endoplasmic reticulum; fungal-type vacuole
Molecular function (GO): peptidyl-prolyl cis-trans isomerase activity
Source: RefSeq, a predicted model, not a curated record
AUGCUCAAUCUCAAGCGGCUGUCCGCCCUCGUCUUCGGCCUCGGCCUUGUCCUCUUCUCCCAGACUGCCGAGGCGUCCAAGAAAGGCCCCAAGAUCACCCACAAUGUCACCUUUACCAUGACGCACGGCGACGAUGUCCUGGGCAACGUCGUCAUUGGCCUCUACGGCAAGACCGUCCCCAAGACGGUCGAAAACUUCUUCCAGCUGGCCCAGAAGAAGGAGGGCGAGGGCUACCUCGGCUCCACCUUUCACCGCGUCAUCCCCAACUUCAUGAUCCAGGGCGGCGACUUCACAAAGGGCGACGGCACCGGUGGCAAGUCGAUCUACGGAACCAAGUUUGACGAUGAAAACUUCAAGCUGAAGCACACCAAGCCGGGCAUGCUGUCCAUGGCCAAUUCUGGCCGCAACACCAACGGCUCCCAGUUCUUCAUCACCACCGCUAUCACUGCGUGGCUGGACGGCAUGCACGUCGUCUUUGGCGAGGUUCUCGAGGGGCUCGACAUUGUCCACAAGAUUGAACACGUGCCGAGGAACAGCGGCGACAAGCCCGACAAGGUUGUCAAGAUCAGCAAGAUCGACACCAAGGAGCUUCCUCCCGAAGACCUCGACAGCGGGGCGGGCCCUGCCGACAACGUGGCAACAGACCCAUCGCUGGGUGGCGCUUCGGGCGGGUGGUCUUUGUUGCAGAAGCUCUCGGUCUUGGGUGUUCUGGUGGCCGCGCUGGCAAUCUACGUCCGAGCCAGCAACAGGAACACGAGGAACGGUGUUGGUUACGAGAAGACGCUGGCUUAG